Molecule: messenger RNA, 907 nt
Organism: Ipomoea nil (Japanese morning glory)
Lineage: Eukaryota; Viridiplantae; Streptophyta; Magnoliopsida; Solanales; Convolvulaceae
Product: 50S ribosomal protein HLP, mitochondrial-like
Exons: 4
Coding region: 168-662 (164 amino acids)
Biological process (GO): translation
Cellular component (GO): mitochondrial large ribosomal subunit; ribosome
Molecular function (GO): structural constituent of ribosome; large ribosomal subunit rRNA binding
Source: RefSeq, a predicted model, not a curated record
UGUGACGGAUCUGACUCGUACGGCUGUACCCUUAUUGCAGCUCAUCGUCGCUCAACCCUUCGCCGGCUGAUUUUCUCCCAUUGACGACUCCACAGAAUUAGCUCAAUUUCACGAAAGAUAAGGGCUUCAUAAGUUUGUUGUGUGAAUCUGUAAGACUGUAACUAGUGAUGGCUGCAUCUUCUUCUCGGUUGCUCCGUGGUUGUUCAUUACUGGGUGGCCUUUGUAACAACUCUGCCAUGUUCACGAGAGCAUCACCUGAGAUUAUAUCCAAUGAUUUAUUCACACAGCAACUAAGAACUUUUAUACAAAUGAGGACCAACCUCAAAGUGGUAGACAAUUCGGGUGCGAAAAGAGUUAUGUGCAUACAAGCAUUGAAGGGCAAGAAAGGAGCAAGGCUGGGCGAUACAAUAGUUUGCUCAGUAAAGGAAGCGCAGCCAGGUGGGAAAGUGAAGAAAGGAGAGGUCCACUACGGCGUAGUUGUUCGUGCUGCAAUGCCAAGGGGCCGCUGUGAUGGGAGCGAAGUUAAGUUUGACGACAACGCUGUGGUGCUUAUCAACAAGCACGGAGAGCCAAUCGGUACCAGAGUUUUCGGCCCCGUUCCCCACGAGCUUAGGAAGAAGAAGCACAUCAAGAUUCUCAGCCUCGCCGAGCACAUUGCCUGAGGUACAUACAUGCAUACUCUGGCUGCCAUCUCAGAGAUGAUAUGUUCAUAUCCUGUGCUGUGCUACUUUGGAAUAGGUCUUAGUACAAGCUAGUCUUCUUUUUGUUAGGUACAUUAUUUUACCCAUGUUACCAGUUUGGGUAUUUUCGGUUUCCAAAUCAAAAUUGUUGCCUUUUUCACAAACAAGCUUAAAAAUUGUACGGAGUAACAGCUGCAAUAGUGCAUCGUUUUUUUGUUUUUUUGUUU